This is a messenger RNA of Owenia fusiformis, 1403 nucleotides long. The record is from the annotation of a GenBank genome assembly. Lineage: Eukaryota; Metazoa; Annelida; Polychaeta; Sabellida; Oweniidae.
AACAUAAUUGAGAUGUUCUUGAAUUUAAAUCACAACGUUAAAUCUAAUAACUAAAUACCAAUUACAAGAUAUAUUUAUUGUUUGGAGUGAUUAGUAGGAGUCCUAAAGAACUUGCCAUAACCAGAUACGUAGAAUAAACAUGCGCAGUUUAUUUGAAAUACGCAAUAAUCGCUGUAUUGUAUUUGCCCUAGCAAAACUUUAUAAAAACAAACAAAAAAUCAAUUAACAAUGGGUAAUAUUAAAGUUGUUACAUUUUGCGCGUCGGUCAUCUUAUUAGCGAAGUUAGUAUGCAGCACAAAGCAGAGAGAUAGCGAUCUGAGACAAAUGAGACUGAUGCGGUUAGAAAUAAUCAAAUCGGAGAUUUUAAAACAGUUGCGGUUAGAACGACCACCAAAUGUCACAGGGAUACCUAUACCAAGGAACCCUCCAUUCAUUCAAGAGAUUGAACGUCUUACAUUAAAUUCGAGAAGAGAGAGUAACAUGGCAAUGGACGACAUACGUUGGGACACGCUGGACGAGGAUUCCAGCCAUACUGAGACGUCGGAAGAAUUCGUACUCGCAGAAAGAUGUGACGAACCACUUAGACAUUUUGAUGACAAAAGCAUUCGGUUCUCAUUCUUGAAUUCAUCCCGACUGACAAUCCUUAAUGCCAGCCUCUAUGUUUACACGAGGAACCACACAGAAACAGGAGAUUCGAAUUCGUUUUUGAAGAUUAACAAUAUAAAGAGGAGUGGUGAGGUAGAGCGAGUUGCCAUACGACAAAUUAAUGAUGUACAUAGAAACGGAUACUGGCAUAAAUUCGACAUUCUGGCGCAGGUUCAACGUUGGAUAAGACGCCCUAAUUCCAAUUUGGGCCUAGAGGUAAAAGCGAAUAGCGUAAAUGGGAGGAGUCUAGCCAUAACACAUCCAGAUAAGGACGAGGAGAAACCACUGAGACCAGUGAUAUAUAUGACAGUACAAAGGGGGAUCAAAUACAGGAAGAAAAGAAUGAAUUACAAUCGGGAUUGUUCAGAUUUUGAGAACUCUGACAACUGUUGCCGCGAAUCUCUCAUUGUUGACUUCAGCUCCUUUGGAUGGGAUUGGAUCGUCGCACCCAAAAUGUAUAACGCUUACUUCUGUACGGGGGAAUGCCCAUACAAUUUUCUGCAACAUUACCAUCACAGUUACUUGUCCCAGCUGCAACGCGGUGUGAAUGGAAACGGAACUGGUCUUUGCUGUACGCCCGGAAAGUACUCAAAUUUAUCGUUGUUGUAUUUUCCAGAGGAUGGGUCUGUGAGAGCCACAAAGCUUGAAGUUUUACAAAAUAUGAAAGUAGAAAGAUGUCAUUGUGCCUAGAAUAAAGCUAUUUUUAAAGGGGCAACGAGGACUGUAGAGAUAAAAUUCGAAGAUUUUUAUUUUCCUGA